Fonsecaea pedrosoi CBS 271.37 is the source of this 2184-nucleotide messenger RNA. RefSeq names its product biotin-[acetyl-CoA-carboxylase] ligase. NCBI's taxonomy places the organism in Eukaryota, Fungi, Ascomycota, Eurotiomycetes, Chaetothyriales, Herpotrichiellaceae. Gene Ontology annotation, biological process: protein modification process. Gene Ontology annotation, molecular function: biotin--[biotin carboxyl-carrier protein] ligase activity. Gene Ontology annotation, cellular component: cytoplasm. The record is from RefSeq and is a predicted model, not a curated record. The transcript has a single exon. The coding region runs from base 1 to 2184 and encodes 727 amino acids.
AUGUCCAACCGAAUGAAUGUCCUUGUUUACUCUGGUGCGCUCACUCAAGAUGCGUGGCGGAGUAAUAAGAAUCUAAUGCUAUCUUCAGGAAAUGGCAGCACUGUCGAGUCGGUUCGUCAUUGUCUCUAUACACUUCGGAGACUCCUGGCACCUCAUUAUGCCGUCAUUCCGGUGACUGGCGACAUGCUCAUCAAAGAACCCUGGACCGCGAGCUGUGCCGCUGUAGUAUUCCCAGGCGGUGCUGACCAGGGCUACUGCAAGACACUCAAUGGUGAGGGCAACAGACGCAUUCGACAGUUCGUCGAGCGCGGUGGUCUGUAUAUCGGGUUUUGCGCCGGAGGUUAUUACGGUAGCAAGAGAUGUGAGUUCGAGGUAGGGAACAAGCUCUUGGAGGUUGUCGGAGACAGAGAGCUUGCUUUCUACCCUGGCACAGCUCGAGGAUGCGCAUUCUCCGGUUUUGUUUACCACAGUGAAAAGGGGGCGCGGGCCGCCGAAUUGAAAGUGGACAAGACUUGCUUGUUUACAGGGGCCGUUCCGGAUGUCUUCAAGACCUACUACAAUGGCGGUGGCGUCUUCGUCGAUGCAUCCAAAUAUAAAGACCAGGGGGUCGAAGUCCUCGCAAGCUAUACGGAGCCUCUCGCUGUCGACUCUGGAGAAGGUGCAGCUGCCAUUGUCUACUGCAAAGUCGGCCAAGGUGCGGCGUUAUUGACGGGACCACAUCCAGAGUUUGUCUUCCUAGGAAAGCCAGCAGACGACUGGUCACUGACGAAGCCUAGGUUUGCUGCAGCCAACCUUGAGACCAAACCAGAUGCUCCCGGCUUCGCCGAUGUCAUCAAAACUCUGGCCGAGGACGAGAAGCAUAGGAUGGACUUUAUCAAAGCGUGUCUGACAAAACUUGGCCUCACAGUGAGCGGGGAGCAAAAUGUACCCUCCCUCUCCUAUAUGCAUCUUUCUUCAUCCGACCCCACAGACACCGCUGGUAUCAUAUCGUCCUUGAGCCAUCUCAUCGACGUGGAUGAACAUGGGAGCGAAUUCCUCAAGGAUGAAAAUGAUACCUUCCAGAUAUUGAAACCAUCCGUCUGGAAGAUGGUGGAUUUGACCAAAGCACUAUCCUCGGAACCAGAGUCAAAGGAACCUGCUGACCAAACCGAUGCCAGCUCCGACCGCAUAGUCGACUAUAAUACGGUGGUUAAGAAGAUUAUAGUGCAUGAAGAUGAUCAUCCUCAACCAAGGGCAACUCCGUAUUUCAAUCACUCCGCCUUCUACUCGAACCUGCACAAAUACCAAUCACAAACCCAUGGUGCCGUGAAUUUUGGUGCCCAUCUGUUAUACGGCGAAGUGGUCACGUCGACCAAUACAUUGCUCGAGAAAAACACCAGGCUACUUCGAGUUCUGCCCCAAGGGUUUACCGCAACAGCGACGGUUCAGGUUGCAGGUCGGGGCAGAGGCUCUAACGUCUGGGUAUCCCCAGCAGGAAGCUUGAUGUUCAGCACCGUGAUUCGCCAUCCCAUGGCGCAGAUGCAAUCUGCUCCGGUCGUCUUUGUUCAGUAUCUGGCAGCGAUGGCGAUUGUUAACGGCAUUAAAUCUUACGACGGCUCUCUUUAUAAGGACAUGCCAGUCAAGCUCAAGUGGCCAAAUGACAUCUUCGCCCUCGACCCUGCAAAGGCAAAAGAGAAUGGCGGUGACAGAAACGACAAUUAUACUAAAAUUGGCGGUAUCCUGGUCAACAGCCACUACAACACCAAAGAAUAUAUCGCCGUGUGUGGGAUUGGGUUGAAUACCACAAAUGUCGCGCCGACCACAUCGCUGAAUCAGCUCAUUCAAUUCCUGCCGCACAAGGUGGCCCCCUUCACGCUGGAAAGAUUGCUGGCCAGGAUCUUGACCGUAUUUGAUGACCUAUAUGCUCGAUUUCUAGUCACGGGCUUCGACGAGGUCAUGGAGCAAAUGUACUACCGAUACUGGCUUCACAUGGACCAAAUCGUGACCCUCGAAGCCGAAGGUGGACAACGUGCGAGGAUAAAGGGCAUCACCAGAGAUUACGGGCUAUUGAUUGCAGAAGAACUCGGCUGGGAAGACCGCGAGACUGGGAGGAGGUGGACGCUGCAGAGCGAUGCCAACAGCUUUGACUUUUUCAAGGGUCUGGUAAAGGUGAGUCAAAAAUCCCCCAAUUCGCACUUCUUUUGA